GCACUUUACCCCGCUCUCAUUGCUUCGCUCUCACUCUCAGCCCCAAGGUGAUUGUUCUUUUUUUCUCUUAAUUAUCUCUAUUUACUGCUCAUAUAUAUAAUUUAAUGAUUUGUUAAUUCCUCAAUCAUCGAACUUAAUCAUUGAUUAACGAAUUAUUAUACUAAAUUAUACUAUUGGGUUUUGAAUGAUUGCGAUGAUCUCGAUGCUACACUGAAACAAUUUAAAAGUCGUUGUUAGUUGAUGUGCAAUUUUCAAUUUUGUUUGUGUCUUCGUUUUCAACGAGGCUUUGGUUGAAUUUCUUGGAGAUGGAAGAAAUGUUGUAAAUAUUUUAAUUAAAUUUCUUGUAUUUAUUGGAUUUUUUGUGUUUGUUUAUAUGUAUAAGAAGAUAAUUUUGGUAGGUGGUGAAAGAAAUAUUAUUUUAUCCGUCUUGGUUUUUCUGAAUUAGAAAGUUUGCCAUCUAUACAAAUGAAUAAUUUGUAUAUAAUUGCUUGAGAGUUUGUCUCUCAGUUCCUGAGGAAGGUUGUAAAGGUAUAUAUAUACACACACAUAUAUAUCUAUAUGCAUAUGUGUGUUUUUGUGGGUUCAUUCUACUAUAGAAAACUUUAAGAAGUGACACAACUGUAGACUUUGAGAGAAAGUUUUGUUUCUUGUUUAUUUGGUUUCAGAAUUAAUCUGGAAAGAUGGCAGACGAAAAGAUUGGAAUUGCCAAGGAUGUUACUGAAUUGAUUGGUAAAACCCCAUUGGUAUUUCUCAACCAUGUUGUGGAUGGUUGUGUUGCACGUAUUGCGGCCAAGCUUGAAAUGAUGGAGCCAUGCUCUAGUGUUAAAGACAGGAUUGGUUAUAGUAUGAUUGCAGAUGCUGAGGAAAAGGGCCUUAUCAAACCAGGAGAGAGUGUACUCAUUGAGCCAACGAGUGGUAACACUGGCAUAGGCUUGGCAUUCAUGGCAGCAGCUAAGGGUUACAAACUUAUCAUUACAAUGCCAGCUUCGAUGAGUCUUGAAAGAAGAAUUAUUCUCCGUGCUUUUGGUGCUGAGUUGGUGCUCACAGAUCCAGCUAAGGGAAUGAUAGGUGCGGUUCGAAAAGCAGAAGAGAUAUUGGCUAAGACACCCAAUGCCUAUAUACUUCAGCAGUUUGACAACCCUGCCAACCCAAAGAUACAUUAUGAAACCACUGGACCGGAGAUCUGGAAAGGUUCAAAUGGGAAAAUUGAUGCAUUUGUUUCUGGUAUUGGUACGGGGGGUACAAUAACCGGAGCAGGCCAAUUCCUUAAAGAGCAGAAUCCUGACAUAAAGCUGUAUGGUGUGGAACCAGCUGAAAGUCAUGUUUUAACUGGAGGAAAGCCUGGUCCACAUAAGAUCCAGGGAAUUGGUGCUGGUUUUGUUCCUGCUGUUUUGCAAGUCGAUAUCGUUGACGAAGUUAUUCAGGUUUCGAGUGAUGAAGCCAUAGAAACUGCAAAGCUCCUUGCACUGAAAGAAGGUUUGCUGGUGGGGAUAUCAUCUGGUGCUGCAGCUGCAGCUGCUAUUAGGAUCGCAAAGAAGCCUGAAAAUGCCGGAAAACUUAUUGUUGUGGUUUUUCCAAGCUUUGGGGAGCGGUAUCUAUCCUCUGUCCUGUUUGAAUCACGCCGGCGAUCACUGACCACCAAAGCGGCCAUAGCAGCUCCGACGACUUCCAGAAUCAUGGCUGGCAAAUUUGAAGGUGAGGAACCAAUAAAUGAGCAAGCGGUCGCCAACAUGUAUGGUGCCAUGAGGGCGGAAAUCGACCAAAUUUACUCGAAAAUUACUGAACUAGAGAUGGAAGUUAGUGAGCACUCUUUGGUGAUUAGUGCCAUACAACCACUUGAUCCAUCAAGGCGGUGCUACCGGAUGAUUGGAGGUGUGCUUGUGGAGAGAACCAUCAAAGAGGUCUUACCAGCUGUUCAGCGCAAUAAGGAGGGGCUUGAAGAGGUUAUUGCUCGGCUUAACGAGGCCUUGGAAAAGAAGAAAAAAGAAAUGAAUGAAUUUGAAGCUAAAUACAAAAUUAGGAUCAGAAAAGCUGAUGAUGAAGUGAUGAAUGAGAAUGGCAGAAAGGAAGGGUCUGCACAGGGAGUCCUUGUCGGUCCUGCUGGUGCAAAUGAAUAGAUCGAUGUUGUGUUGUUUGAGUUCGUUUACAUGUAAUUGUCUUCAACGUGGUAAAUGAGAGUAAUGUAGAUGAAUUAUGAGUGCUUAGGCUUUGUAUUGUUGAAUCACUACAUGUUUAUAGUUCACUGUUGCACUAUGGUCACCUUUUCAUUUUGUGAAUUUCUGUUUCCAUUUGAUCAAUAGUAGAACCUGUAAGAUAUGAUUUAGUAAGUUCAAGGAAGCACCAAGGAAAAUGUAAGAUAUGAUUUAGUAAGUUCAAGGAAGCACCAAGG
This is a messenger RNA of Ilex paraguariensis (yerba mate), 2389 nucleotides long. NCBI's taxonomy places the organism in Eukaryota, Viridiplantae, Streptophyta, Magnoliopsida, Aquifoliales, Aquifoliaceae. The record is from the annotation of a GenBank genome assembly.